Messenger RNA from Sebastes umbrosus (honeycomb rockfish), 1527 nucleotides. RefSeq names its product olfactomedin-4. The record is from RefSeq and is a predicted model, not a curated record. NCBI's taxonomy places the organism in Eukaryota, Metazoa, Chordata, Actinopteri, Perciformes, Sebastidae. The coding region runs from base 1 to 1419 and encodes 472 amino acids. The transcript has 5 exons. Gene Ontology annotation, biological process: signal transduction.
AUGAUCGGCACUCUGUACUUCUUGGCUCUGCUGAGCUCCACGAUGGCCUGGGGGCGUGUAGGCCUGUGGAGCGGGGGGAGUGCGAGGAACGAGACAGGAGGUGGAAGCGGAGACAGGUGCACCUGUGAUGCCUUCCUGCCCAGUUCUACCUUUCCUGUUGGAGACCUGGUGGUGGUGGAGCAGACGGCCGUGGAGAUCUCACACAAAGUGGAGCUGGAGAUGGGCAAGCUGGAAGACUAUGAGACCAAGCUGACAGCGUACGCAGAAAAGAUAAUAAGGCUGACAGUAGAAAUAGAAAAAAUGGAGAAGAACCCCGACGCCUACAACGACGCCGACAUAGACGAGAUGAAGAUGGAGAUCAAACAGGUGGAGGCUCUGAUUAAAGAGCUGCAGCUCUCCAUCAGAGGCUCCACCGCUGUCUUCCAGUCCCUGCGUGUUCAGAUCACAGUCAUGGUGGAGACCCUGAACAGACUGGAGAAGACUUACGACAAGAACUUGGUCCUGGUGACGCGUCGGGAGUACGUCAAGGUGCAGCUGCAGCUAGAGGAUUGCGAGCGACGCCACCAGGAGCUUUUCAACCCCAACAUUGGUUCUUGUGCACACACAGGUAUCAUCAAGGUCGGCAAGCCCAUCGUAAGCCAACUGAACGCCCAUCUUAAUGCCGGCUACAAAUAUGGAGGCUGGGGGAAAGACUCAAAGCCUGUUCCCGACAGAGAAUCCAUGUACUGGUACUCCGGGUACACCAGUGGCUCCAUCGUUGACGUCAGGUUCUACACUAACUACAAGAACCUAAUUUUGAGAAAACAGUUCCAGCACCACAACUUACACAGCAGCUGGAUCGGCACGGGGAACGACUUCAUCAUCCGAGACAACACUCUGUAUUAUCAGAUCAACAGCCCGUUUGGGUUGGCAAAGUUGAAUUUCACCACUAUGAGAUAUGAGUCCAGGGUGAUUCCCAAGGCCAGCACCAGAUUCUCCUACACCAACUCCCCCAAUCAGAAGUUUGACUUUGCCGCUGAUGAAACUGGCCUGUGGGUGACCUACGCCACGGAGGAAUCCAGUGGUCGGAUGGUCAUCGCUAAAAUAGACGAGCCCUCUUUCGGUGUUGAGGAGGAAUGGCAGACUAGUGUGUAUAAACCAGGAGUGAGCAACGCCUUCAUGGUGUGCGGCGUCCUGUAUGCAAUCAGAACAACUGACAUCCAAACUGAAGAGAUAUUUUACAAGUUCGACACCAAGACUGGACAAGAGAGCUACGUCAGUGUUCCCUUUGAGAGGUUCCAGGAUAAGUUCUCCAACCUGGACUACAAUCCCACCGACCAGAAGCUCUACAUGUACAACGAUGGAUACUACGUUAACUACCAUCUGUGGUUUAACCACACUGCUAAAGCCACGGUGGAACCAGCGGUUCUCCUCUCCUAAAUCAUCAUCUGUGACUUACUGAAGUAUCACAUCCUAUGAAUGAAGCAAUGAUUACAUCUCUCAUUUCUUUUCUUAUAGUUCAUGUAGUGCAUCAAUUAUCCGUCUUCU